AUGCAUUUUCAGCUUGUUAAGGUUAGCUUGAUCACACCAAUUGGAAUACAGUCCAUGAAGCUGAUGGUUUUCAGUGAAGAUCUACACGCCAGUCUAUAUUUUGUCAAUGCAUCUCUGCAAGAGGUAGUGUUUGCUAGCACCACAGGGACAUUGGUACCCUGUCCAGCAGCAGGGAUCCCCCCGGUGACGCUCAGAUGGUACCUAGCAACGGGCGAGGAGAUCUACGAUGUCCCAGGGAUCCGCCACGUCCACCCCAAUGGCACUCUCCAAAUUUUCCCCUUCCCUCCUUCAAGCUUUAAUAACUUAAUCCAUGAUAACACUUACUAUUGCACAGCUGAAAAUCCUUCAGGGAAAAUCAGAAGUCAGGAUGUUCACAUUAAGGCCGUUUUACGGGAACCCUAUACAGUCCGUGUGGAGGACCAGAAAGCCAUGAGAGGCAAUGUAGCAGUGUUCAAGUGCAUUAUCCCCUCCUCUGUGGAGGCAUACAUCACUGUUGUCUCAUGGGAGAAAGACACAGUCUCGCUUGUCUCAGGUAGGCUCUUAGGAUUUUCUUUGUCAAUUGGCAAUGGCAGAUGUGGUUGCUGUCUUUUCCCCAAAAUACCUGCUGUUUACUUUGAGUCAGUUAUAGACUCGUAUGUCACCCUUUCAGUAACAUAUUUCAUAUUAGUGUUGCUGCAUCCUUAUGACUGUAUGUGACAUGAAGGUUUUAGACAGCUUGGCUUUUUCUAACAUGCUUGAGGGGAUACUAACAUGGUUUUUGUUUUAUACUAGAUAUAAAAUCAGCUUCCUGGUUGCUGUGACAAUGGGCUUGUGUUUUAACUUUGAUAGGAAACCCUUACAUGCCAAAUAAAUUUGAGUGUCAUAAAGCAUGUGUUGAGUUGUAGUUGUUUUUCAGUAAUAGUGUUACUCAGGGAUUAGAAGAAAUUCUGAGUCUAAAUUUUGUUUGGUUAUCUUUAAAUGUGCUGCGUAACUGGUAUUCAUGCCUUCAUGAUAUUUUUUUCUCAAAUACCUUCAUUGGUAACUCUAGAGGCUUAAGCACACUGUGAGCAGUUCUGCAAGGCAAAAAUAUUCAAGUACAACAAUAAAUUCUAAAAGUUACAUGCAUCAAUUACCAAUGUGAGGUAAUGCUCAAGAAGUAUAGGGAUUUCAUGCAAAGAAUAUCCAACAUUAUAAAGCUUAAACAUUUUAAGAAAUUCAUAGGAGGCUGUAUAUAUGCAUAAAAGUAUUUUCACUGUGGUACAUAUCCAAAUUAUAUAUUAUACUCAGCAUUUUUGUUGUUACUCAUACAAAUGAUUUAAAUGCAGAAAGUUGAAGUAUAUUUUUUCAGGGCAAUGAAGAAUGGAAAAAGUAGUUUAAAUUGAAUGUUGCUGCAGAGUGUGCUUAAGAAUGUGUUUGUGUUUAUGAUCCAACAAUAUUUAGAAACCUUUUUG
Messenger RNA from Meleagris gallopavo (turkey), 1430 nucleotides. NCBI's taxonomy places the organism in Eukaryota, Metazoa, Chordata, Aves, Galliformes, Phasianidae. The record is from RefSeq and is a predicted model, not a curated record.